Molecule: messenger RNA, 863 nt
Organism: Capsella rubella
Lineage: Eukaryota; Viridiplantae; Streptophyta; Magnoliopsida; Brassicales; Brassicaceae
Product: GTP-binding protein SAR1A
Exons: 3
Coding region: 112-693 (193 amino acids)
Biological process (GO): vesicle organization; intracellular protein transport; membrane organization
Cellular component (GO): COPII vesicle coat; endoplasmic reticulum exit site
Molecular function (GO): GTPase activity; GTP binding
Source: RefSeq, a predicted model, not a curated record
CUAGAACCAACCAAACGACGCCGUUGUACGAAACGCGAAUCUGUGUAGAAGUUGUCUUCCCCCUUGCUCGUCGAGAGAAGAAGAAGAAGAAGAAGAAGAAGCGUCGAAGCGAUGUUCCUGGUCGAUUGGUUCUAUGGAGUUCUGGCAACUCUCGGAUUGUGGCAGAAGGAGGCGAAGAUUCUGUUUCUCGGUCUCGACAACGCCGGCAAGACCACCUUGCUUCACAUGUUAAAGGACGAGAGACUGGUCCAGCAUCAGCCGACACAGCAUCCGACAUCGGAAGAGCUUAGCAUCGGCAAAAUCAAGUUCAAAGCCUUCGAUUUGGGAGGUCAUCAGAUUGCUCGUAGAGUCUGGAAGGACUAUUAUGCUAAGGUAGAUGCAGUGGUAUACCUAGUUGAUGCAUAUGACAAAGAGAGGUUUGCAGAAUCAAAGAAAGAGCUUGAUGCGCUUCUUUCAGAUGAAUCCCUAGCAAAUGUCCCUUUCCUCAUCCUUGGAAACAAAAUCGACAUUCCAUAUGCUGCAUCAGAAGACGAGCUGCGUUAUCAUCUAGGCCUCAGCAAUUUCACCACGGGGAAAGGGAAAGUGAAUUUAGCAGGAACAAAUGUUCGCCCCCUUGAGGUGUUCAUGUGCAGCAUUGUCAGAAAGAUGGGUUACGGUGAAGGAUUCAAAUGGGUUUCUCAGUAUAUCGACUAGAUGACAAUAUAAGUCUUAUCCUAUAUCAAAUGUGAGUGGUAUCGACUUGUUAUGAUAUAUCUAUAAUGUAUGAUUUCGAUUCGCGAUGUAGAAUGAAAUAUGUGAAAAGUAUGUAUAUUAUUGUAUAUUUUUGUGUGUGUGUGUGUAUACAACAAGAUUUCUAUUUUAAA